CUCAGCAUAAAGUGGGAGCUGGGGGGGCGAGCGCCUCUUCGGAGCGACGACCGGCCGGCGGCCCGUGGCUGCGCGCCCCUCGCCGGGAUGCCUCUCCCCGCGGCGCUGCUGCCGGCGCUGCUCCUGGGGCUGCUGUGGCCGGGGGCGGUGCGCGGCCGGCCGCCCCCGGGCCGCCUCCCCGCCGGGCCCCGCCAGCGCCGCUGGGACGCGGCGCUCUUCGCCCGCUCCGUGGCGCGCCUCCCGGCCGAGCGCCGCGACGCCUCCCGCGACGGCGACUACCUCCUGGGCAUCAAGCGGCUGCGGCGCCUCUACUGCAACGUGGGCAUCGGCUUCCACAUCCAGGUCCUGCCCGACGGCCGCAUCGACGGGAUCCACAGCGAGAACCGAUACAGUCUGCUGGAAAUCUCCCCUGUGGAAAGAGGAGUGGUGAGCAUAUUUGGUGUUAGAAGUGGACUCUUCGUGGCCAUGAAUAGCAGAGGCAAACUCUAUGGAUCUACCCAUUUCAAUGAUGAGUGCAAAUUCAAAGAGAUUCUCCUGCCAAACAACUACAAUGCUUACGAAUCCAGGAUUUAUCCCGGGAUGUACAUAGCCCUGAGCAAAAACGGAAGAACAAAGAAAGGCAAUAAAGUAUCUCCCACAAUGACAGUGACACAUUUUCUUCCUAGAAUCUGAGACAUCUCCCUUCCAACCUACCUCAGCACAGGGAAAGACCCAGAACACAUUUUGGGAAAAGAAACAUGGUGCACUUUUACUGGAGAGUUUUAUGCAAGAGUAGGUGUAAGAUAUUUAAAUUAAUUAUUUAAAUCUGUAUAUAUUGCCACAAAAAUUAUUUAUAGUUCUGAUUUCUUUUUUUUAAUUUCUGAAAACAAAACAAACCUCCAACCCAAGGUAUUUCAUUUCAUGGUGCAACAGUAGAAGACUUAUGCUUUGUGGUUUAUUUAAUUCAUUUCUAAGUUAUCACAGGUGUGCUGCUACUAUGUGUUCUAAAACAGGUGACAUUCAAUUCCUACAUUAGAAUGUUUUGCACUGUGUGUGUGUUGUACAGUGUCUAUUGUUGUACACGUAUUUGUUUGUUAUGGUGGCUUUGUUCUCCUCUGUGUGUUUUCAAAACCCCCGUGACUCCCAAAGAAGCUCUUGGCCUUUGAGAAGGCACAGUACGGAGGUGCCUGGGUGGGAUGCCGGCGUGGAGCCACACACAAUGCCUGACCUCCUUUGUGCAGUGUUGCUAUUUAAUUGGAAUGGUAUCGGUUUACUUCGGUACAGAAAGUGCGGUGCUGAAGAGCUGCCCCACAAAUCUGUUUUUAGAUCUGCCAGUGCUGAACUUUGAACUUUCCUGCAGUCAGUCUUCUUAGAGCUGCCAGGCGGUAGAGAGGUUUAAACACCUAUAUAAACUCAGCAGGAUUUUUUUUUUCUUUUCUAUUUAGAUAAACAGGAGCAUACUAUCUUUUGGAGCCCUUAAUGGACAAUAUAUUUGAUAUGAUUGCUUUGCAUUAGGCUAAAAAAAAAAAAACCUCAGUUCUUCCCCCAGUCAGCACACUGUGAAACAUGCUGCUGUGAACAAAUUAUACCUUAUUCAUAUCAAUUUCCCUUUAAUAUUUGGAGACUACAUGUGUUUGUCAAAGUUUGAAAAAAAUUUAUAAUACUCUUAAGUUUUGAAAAGGCAGUCAUUUGUCUGUUCACAGAAAGAGAAGCUCCAUAGAGAGAAUUUGGAUCAAUUACCAAUAAUCAAGUUUAUUUUGUACUAGUUAUUAUUUUUGGUACAGUAUUUGGAAGGAGAAAUAUGCUGCUUUUGUUCUGUCUCAUUCCCUGAAAAAGUUAAUUAAUUUCUACCUCACUAACUCUCAAAGCCAGUCUCCUAACAAAAUCUGCAUGGAAGGUACACACUUUUCUGCUUCGUCUUAUAAUUCUGGAGAAGGGCUUAGAGGAACUAUCACUGUAAUCCCAAAUCUCUAUUUUUUCCAUAUGUAGCCAAAAGUAUUCAAGAUAGAGUUGGUUGCAUCCUAUUUGAGCCUUGUCACGUUUGAGCUAUCUUUACCCAGUGAUUUACUUUUAGUAAGGAUAAUCAUGGUGAAAAUAUUUGCAGACAGCUGUCAGGCUGCAGUACUAUAUCGUCAUCAAGUAACCCUAUAUUUUUCUUUAUAUAUUUUGCAAGUGUAACUCUAAUGCGAUGAAGGAAAAGACAGGUUUGAUUAUGGGGGAAUCUUUAAAAGGAUCAAUUUUUCCUAUGUUCUUUUUUUCAUUUCUUUAAAUGAUAAAUCAUAUUUGUGGCAUCGAUAAAUUAAGUUGUAACCAGGACUAACCACAACAUUUAAUGAAUUAGAGGAUGUUUAUCGAUCAUCUUCCAAACUAAAGUAGUAAUUUCCGACUAUAUGCAAAUCUCAAGGCUGUGGAUAAUUUGAGUUCAGCUUUUUUUUUUUUUUUCUUUUUACAUUCCUACACAAAAGUCUUUGUUCUAUUGGAAUUGUAUAGACUUGCCUGUAUUCUCUGCUUACACAUGACCUUGAAGACUAAAUCUACUCACCAAAGUUCAGUGAGACCAGAGCAGACCAGGACCACAUCUUAAGCCAGCUGCUGUCAAAGCAAAAAUAACAAUUAAGAAUCAGGAAGCCAAAUCAAGAGAGAGUGCCUAGGAAAUGUCAUGCCUAAGGAUUUUUCUUCUGUAAUUUGGGGGAUAUCUAUACUUUCUAUGUGUUCUAUAUGUGAGUAAUCAUUGUGUAAUUAUCACUGCUACCUCUGACAACUGAUGAUUUCGUUCCAAGUUUCAGACAGCAAAAUCACAAAGAAUUUGCCUGUGAAUGGUUCUUCUUUGUCACUUUUCACGCCAUUGAAAUCCACAACUGACAGCCUCACAGAAGAUAUGUUCAGAGGUAGUUGUUGUAACUUUGAAAUAUUGUGAUAAAACCUUGAUAACAAUGUUACAUGGUAUGAGAGUUCACCAUUUACCAGAAUCUGUCUGUAGUUUUAUACAGGUGCUGUUCAAGACUGUGGUGUAUGUGCUGUGCACAUUUAAAUGCAUAAUAAAUGAUAAAUGUUUACAAUGUA
Anas platyrhynchos (mallard) is the source of this 3042-nucleotide messenger RNA. RefSeq names its product fibroblast growth factor 4 (gene FGF4). Gene Ontology annotation, molecular function: growth factor activity. NCBI's taxonomy places the organism in Eukaryota, Metazoa, Chordata, Aves, Anseriformes, Anatidae. The record is from RefSeq and is a predicted model, not a curated record.